AUGAUAUUGGGAGAGACGGAUUUUGAGCGCAGGGAAGGGCUUCUGUUUCACGUUUUUGGUAGAGAGGGAAUCGAUCAACACCAUCCACACAUCAAAACGUUUUCAGAUUCCAAUACUAGUAGAGCCAUGUCCUACCCCAUCAAAACGGUCGUCGUUUUGGUCCAAGAAAACCGUUCCUUCGACCACAUAUUGGGUUGGAUGAAGUCCCUUAACCCGGAAAUUGACGGAGUCACCGGUUCAGAGUCAAACCCGGUUUCAGCAGCCGACCCCAGCUCGAACCGGAUUCACUUUGGGGACCGGUCUGUUUUCGUCGAACCGGACCCAGGCCACACGGUUGAGGACGUCUAUGAGCAAGUAUUCGGAGAGCCGUGGACCGAAGCCUCGCCAGCGGUGGCGCCGCCAACAAUGGAAGGCUUCGCUCUAAAUUCCGUGAAGCAAAAGAAGGGGUCCACGGCGGAAACGGUUAUGAAUGGGUUCAAACCGGAUUUGUUACCGGUUUACCGAGAGUUAGUUAAGGAGUUCGCAGUUUGUGAUCGUUGGUUUUCUUCAGUUCCCGGUCCAACCCAACCGAACCGGCUUUACGUGCAUGCUGCGACGUCGUAUGGGUUGACCACUCAGGACACAAAGAAACUAAUUGGGGGUUUGCCGCAGAAGACUAUUUUCGAUUCAUUGGACGAAAAUGGGUUCAGCUUUGGAAUAUAUUAUCAAUCCGCACCAGCUACACUUUUUUAUAGAAAUCUUAGGAAACUGAAAUACGUAGACAACUUUCAUCAAUUCGAUUUAAAGUUCAAGAAGCACUGUGAAGAAGGGAAACUGCCAAACUACGUGGUGAUUGAACAAAGAUAUUUUGACUUGUUAUCACAACCGGGGAAUGAUGAUCACCCAUCUCAUGAUGUGGCAGAAGGACAAAAAUUUGUGAAAGAAGUGUAUGAAGCACUAAGAGCUUGUCCACAAUGGAAUGAAAUCUUGUUUGUGAUUACAUAUGAUGAACAUGGUGGCUUUUAUGAUCACGUGCCAACUCCUGUGACUGGAGUACCAAGACCAGAUGACGUGGCAGGUCCUGAACCAUUCAAGUUUCAGUUUGAUAGACUUGGUGUAAGGGUUCCCACCAUCAUUAUUUCUCCAUGGAUUCAGCCAGGCAAAGUGUUGCACGAACCUUCUGGGCCAUUCCCAACAUCACAGUAUGAGCACUCAUCAAUACCAGCAACUGUUAAGAAAAUAUUCAAUCUACCUCAGUUUUUGACAAAGCGUGAUGCAUGGGCUGGAACACUCGAGGGACUCUUAACUCUUAGCACCCCGAGAACUGAUUGCCCAGUGAAACUACCCGAACCUAUCAAACUUCGAGAAUCUGAGGCUAAAGAAGAAGCGGAAUUGAGUGAAUUUCAGGAGGAAUUGGUAUAUAUGGCAGCAACUCUAAAUGGGGAUCAUGGCAAGCCGAUAUACCCCAACAAGCUAAGAGAGAACUUAACUGUUUCGGAGGCACUUAAAUACUGCGAGGGUGCAUUAGGAACAUUCUUGAAUGAGUGUGAGAAAGCAAAGCAAAGUAGAAUUGAUGGAUCUGAAAUUGUCCAUUGUGCUAGACCACAUAUCCCAAUACAACCCAAAACAUUCUUGCACAAGCUAUUGUCUUGUAUUAUCUGUGAUUGAUGAUUAAAUUAUACACUUUUUAAGCAUAAUGUCUACCCAAAUAAUAAUGAAGCUUGUGUUUGUCUCGUUAGAAGGGGUGUCAGGAGUCGUUCAAGGAUUAGAG
This is a messenger RNA of Abrus precatorius (Indian licorice), 1750 nucleotides long. Its product is annotated as non-specific phospholipase C3-like. The record is from RefSeq and is a predicted model, not a curated record. Bases 1 to 1647 code for a protein of 548 amino acids. Gene Ontology annotation, biological process: phospholipid catabolic process. Gene Ontology annotation, molecular function: hydrolase activity, acting on ester bonds. The transcript is spliced from 5 exons. Lineage: Eukaryota; Viridiplantae; Streptophyta; Magnoliopsida; Fabales; Fabaceae.